UUUGUUGCAACACUUUGGAAAUAUUUGUUUCGUUUCUCCAUGGCAGCAUUAUUGGAUGUCGGAAAGUUCCUUCUAGCUGCUCGCAAGUGUAGGCGUCCAACUUGCACAGAUUAUAUCAUAUCUUUACAGGCUGAGGAUAUCUCGAAGGGGAGUAAUGCUUAUGUUGGGAGAUUGAGAUCAAACUUUUUAGGGACCAAAUUCUCCGUCUUUGAUGGACAACCUCCUCACGCUGGUGCAAAGAUGGGUAAAAGUAAAUCCUCUAGGCUAGCAAAUUUGAAGCAAGUUUCACCUAGAGUCCCUUCUGGCAAUUACCCCAUGGCUCACAUUUCAUAUGAAUUGAAUACCUUAGGUUCAAGGGGUCCAAGAAGAAUGCAGUGUAGUAUGAACACCAUCCCUGCAACUUCAAUAGGACCAGGAGGAUUAGCCCCCACCCAGGCUGAGUUUUCUCUCAACAAUGUGAAUCCAUCUCCAUCGAACCCGAUCUUUCAUUCAAAGUCAGCCAGCUUGGAGAAUUUUCUAUCGGGCCCUUUAUCGUAUCAAAAGAAUGGUGGACUGGUCAUGACAAAUAAGGCUCCGAGGUGGCACGAGCAACUCCAGUGUUGGUGCUUGAACUUCCAUGGACGAGUUACAGUCGCUUCAGUGAAAAACUUCCAAUUGGUGGCGUCUCCAGAAGAUGGACCGGCAGGGCCGGAACAUAAUAAGAUCAUCCUCCAGUUUGGGAAAGUGGGGAAGGAUUUGUUUACCAUGGAUUACCAGUAUCCGAUCUCAGCUUUCCAAGCCUUUGCUAUCUGCCUCAGCAGCUUUGACACUAAGAUCGCUUGUGAAUAAAACAGGUUUGUAUUUAUUU
This is a messenger RNA of Hibiscus syriacus, 847 nucleotides long. Its product is annotated as tubby-like F-box protein 3. The transcript has 3 exons. Bases 40 to 828 code for a protein of 262 amino acids. The record is from RefSeq and is a predicted model, not a curated record. Lineage: Eukaryota; Viridiplantae; Streptophyta; Magnoliopsida; Malvales; Malvaceae.